AUGGCCUCCCUCUUUCUCAUUGCAUCCCUUUGCCUGGUCUCCCGCUCUCUGGCAAGCAUAGCCGGCAACAACAUUUCCACCGCAAUCAAUAGCGACGACUUCUCAGGAUGCCUCACCUACGAUCACGACAUGGUUUCAUCAAACACCCUCUCGCUCGCAGCCAGUGAUCUCAAUUCGGGCUCCGCACCGUUCACAUGGACAAUGGGCAUCCGGCUGGACACAGAUCCAGCCCCCGACGACGACUCGGACUCCAACACGGACAACAUGAUCCUCCUUGCGCGGGACUUCUACUUCGGAUACGCCCCCGCUGCGUCCUCCUCGGCAUCCAUAUCUUCCUGCAACAUUAUCUUCCUGGAUAUCUCCGGCACUGCUGUCCUAUACCCCAAUCUCUCGACGACGGCAGUUGACUGGACGCAGGAGCUCCCGGACGACUGCGCGCGAGGUAUAAAGAUGCAGAUUGAUACUGCUGCCAGGCAGGCCUAUAGGAGUGGUCAGGAUGCGGCGACGUUCUGUGAAACGUGGAGGUUUGACUACAAUGACGAGCUGCUGGGGAUAUGCCUCAAUGCGGGCCUGGGGGGUAAUGUGAUGAAGGCCAUCACCAUCAACGCGUCCAGCCCUGAAAACUGUACCGCGGCCUCGGGACUCGACUACAAUGUCCGCCCUGUAUACUCAAGGGAACUAAAGUACCAAAGAGAUAGAAUUGAAUCGAAGCCUAUGAUCCAGGGCACCACGCCGAUUGUUACUGUCCUGUUCCCGCCGGCGGACUCGAAUGUCACGGAGCCCGAGACGCACUUUCUCAAUUUGAGGCCGCAGACGCGCCUGCUUCGGCUUGUUGACUACUCGCGUGCACAGCGGCCCCAUUCGUCGUCCUUGUGCUUUGUUAUGUUGAGCUGGGUGGUGAGCGUUGUAUUUUCUGUGCUGGAGUGCGCGCGGUUCUAA
Messenger RNA from Aspergillus mulundensis, 939 nucleotides. RefSeq lists its product as uncharacterized. Bases 1 to 939 code for a protein of 312 amino acids. The transcript is spliced from 2 exons. The record is from RefSeq and is a predicted model, not a curated record. NCBI's taxonomy places the organism in Eukaryota, Fungi, Ascomycota, Eurotiomycetes, Eurotiales, Aspergillaceae.